CACGUUUCUUGUCGUUCUGAUCUCCUUUGAAACACGCAUAGACCCACAAGCAUCUUUUAAUGUCUCUUGAAAUCCCACGGGCGCCAUCAUCUCUCCCUCUAUCCAUCCUUGACUCCAGAGCGAUGUCGUCAAGUCCAGCAACAAUGGCCGCCACCGUCGGUCUAAUGAGACCCCCCGCAACUUCCCCCAGCGGCUCUCAACUGAUUUCGACAAGCCACACGGCUCCGUCUUCGACGGUAGAUGAUCUACAGGCUUUUUCAACAGACCCUACAAGCAAUUUGGGCCUCGACACCGAGGACAUGCACAGAGAAACUGGUCUUGCGGAGGUCGACCGGGCAAUCAUCGAGGCGCUAAGGGGCAAGGAAAGAUUAUUUGUUCUUCGCGUCGGAGAACUGAUGGAGGGCCUCAUCAGUGAAAGAAAGCCACGCGUAGAGGUGUCUCCGUCGUCGACAUAUCAGCGUCUUCUGGUUCACCGAUGUACGGCUUACUACAAAGUCACACUUGAGCAAGACGGCAAGGCUUACUACCUCCACGCCGCCCCAGAGAGUAAAGUUCCCAUGCGACGAAUCUCUGACCUCGUUCCGGCGGAAUCGACUACGCAACCUGCUUUCCAAAUCAUGCGCCGCACUCCACAAGAGCGAAUGCGUAGUACGCCCCAGUCUCGGACAAGUUCUGUCACGGGGGAUGACCCGGACAUGUCUGAUAUUGAGCCCUCGGAGGCUAGUAGCCAGGGUGGGCGUAGUAAUGCGCCGGGCAGCGCGAAAAAGCACCUCACAUUGGAGCAGCGGGAGGCUUUGUAUAACGAAGCCCGGUCCCGGAUCUUCAUGGAAAAGGCUAAGGAAAAGGAAAAUGACAUGAGCGCGAGCUCAUCCACGUUCAGCGCUGUUUCGGGCUCAGCAUCAACGAGUGGAGGAGGGAGUAGCAGCGCUGGGGAUCUUGAUGACUCAGUUAGCAGCGCUGCAACGGAGAGCGAGUGGUCUGGUCCUGCUGGACGCGAGAAGAAGGACAUUCGGCGGGGAGGCUCCGGAGCAAACUCUGCUGGAUCGUCGUCCCGGUCCUUGCGCUCUUCCGCGCACCCUAACAGCUCUCGUAACUCUCGCGCUGCAUCCCCUACCAUCUCAUAUGCCUCCCUCUACAACGAACCGCCAGCACCACACGUACCUUACGAUACACCUCAAGCAUCUACCCAGGCUCCCCAGGGCUACAUGCCCCCUUACAUGUACUACCAGCCUCAUCCCAAUCAAGUCGCAGGCCAACCCUACUACGCACCAUAUUUCUUUCCUCCCUAUCCGUAUGCCCCUCCUCAGCAUCCAUUACCUAACUCCGAUCCUUCCAGUCCUGGAGAGGGUAUCUAUGUUCCAACUCAUCAACCUCCUCAGCCGGUUUCCUAUAUGGGCGCAUAUGGAUGGCAACCGGCGUCUGGUCCACAGGGAGCAGCUCAUUCGGCCGCACCAUCCCCGCCGCACGGUGUACCAUAUGGGUCGUAUGCACCUUCUCCUGCAUACCCGCCGUAUGCGAUGCCCUACUACCCGCCGCCUGCCCCUCAAGUCCAUGCUCCGCACAUCCAAUCACCAAUGCAAGCCCCUGGGCAGUCGAUGUACCCUCUAGAAGCGCCACAAAUGAAUGGCGGUGGGCUUCAAAACAACGGCAAUGGAUCUAGCGGGCCCUUCAGAGCGCCACCGCGUAAUGCAACAAGCGGCAAUGGGGGCCAAGGAGCCAACGGGCAAGGUAGGAGAGGGCCACAACCAAGGCCAAGGGGUGCUUGGAGUUACGGACCUGGAGUUGGUAACGGUGGGCACUCGUAUGGUACUGUAGGGAAUCUCGGUGGCCUUGGUUCGGGCCCUAGCAUAGGCCACAACGGAGGUAUGAGGGUGGGUCCUGGAGCAGGUUUCGGUGAGAACAACGUGCCUGUAGGUCCACGGUUGCACUCUGUGAGAAGGACAUCGGGAAAUUCGAGUGGAAGUGCGGGUCACAGGACGCCUGCAGGAACUGGUGACGAAGCGUCGUCGACGGCAUCAUCAACAUCUUCGUCAUCGCGGCGGACCUUCACAUCGACAACGUCCUCGCAGCACCCUCUCCCCGCCCGACCAGACUGGGCCGUUGGCCUCGUCGCUCAGCCUUCCCUUCGCCCACCAUACAAUCACGAUCACGGACAUGGCAACAAUUCUCACGCCCACAGCCAAGCCCACAAUAUGCCAUCACCUGCCCAACAGAACGAAUCGACACGGGCCCCACACCAUGGGGCUUCCGCUCCAGUUGCACUGCAACCAGCAGACUUCCCCCCAUUAGGUGGCGCGGGUGUGGCAGAGAAACGUACAGCAAUGACCGUGCCCUAUGGCGCGUGGAAUAAUGGGUCUUCAGCAAGGUCGAUAGUGCCCCCGAAUGGGCAGACAUCGUAUAGCAGUGCUCUCACCAGCUCUACCGGUGGCGCAACUAGUGGUACUACCGUCACCGCUGGAGGGGCGGCUGCGGCGCCGGUGGCGAGUGGUUUGCGCUUCGACGAGCCAGACAAGACUUAUGAGCGGCCGCCGCCAAAGAAUGUGGAGCUUUUCGACCCCAACGCAAGUUAUCAUUAA
This is a messenger RNA of Heterobasidion irregulare TC 32-1, 2576 nucleotides long. RefSeq lists its product as uncharacterized. The transcript is spliced from 5 exons. Bases 60 to 2576 code for a protein of 838 amino acids. The record is from RefSeq and is a predicted model, not a curated record. NCBI's taxonomy places the organism in Eukaryota, Fungi, Basidiomycota, Agaricomycetes, Russulales, Bondarzewiaceae. Gene Ontology annotation, molecular function: nucleic acid binding.